AUGAGUGGCAAAGUUACAAUCUGCUUCCUUUUACUUUUUCAUCAUCUGUCUUCUACUUCGUUGUCUUACGAUGUUCUGUCACUCUCGAAAAAUGAGACCCUUGCAUCUCCUGGAAAUGUCUUCGAGCUCGGUUUCUUCAAACCUGGUACAAUUUCCAACUGGUAUCUCGGUAUCUGGCUAAAGCAAGACCCCGACAGAACCGCUUUAUGGGUCGCCAACAGAAAUCGUCCUCUUAUCGGAUCCCAAGGAACCCUCCAAAAAAAACCUCAUACUCUUCGAUCGAGAUAA
Messenger RNA from Eruca vesicaria subsp. sativa (arugula), 288 nucleotides. NCBI's taxonomy places the organism in Eukaryota, Viridiplantae, Streptophyta, Magnoliopsida, Brassicales, Brassicaceae. The record is from the annotation of a GenBank genome assembly.